AUGCCUGAAUCCCCCAGAGAGAAGAUACCAGACGAGGAUGAUACAGCGGAGGCUCCAUUGACCAUGGCUGCUUCUGUCGUGUUGACACAUCUACCCCGCGAUGCUUCGAAGGCUCUCGAGACGGCGGGGAACGUGACGGUCGGGAAGAUAACCGUCCGUCUGCAACCAAUCGGCUCAGCACCCCAUCUCACGCAGCGCGUCUUCAAGCUCUCUACAAAUCAGCGUUUCGAGACUAUCGUCCGCUUUCUGCGCAAGAGGUUGGGAGUCAAGGAGCAUGAGAGCGUGUUUUGUUAUAUUGGGAAUGUUUUCUCUCCAGCGCUGGAUGAAGGUGUGGGGAAUUUGUGGACGAAUGACGAACUCGUUGUGGGGUAUGCUAUGUCGCCUGCUUUUGGAUGA
Dothidotthia symphoricarpi CBS 119687 is the source of this 396-nucleotide messenger RNA. RefSeq names its product ubiquitin-like protein ATG12. The transcript is spliced from 3 exons. The record is from RefSeq and is a predicted model, not a curated record. Gene Ontology annotation, cellular component: Atg12-Atg5-Atg16 complex; phagophore assembly site membrane; cytoplasm. The coding region runs from base 1 to 396 and encodes 131 amino acids. Gene Ontology annotation, biological process: nucleophagy; autophagosome assembly; autophagy of mitochondrion. Lineage: Eukaryota; Fungi; Ascomycota; Dothideomycetes; Pleosporales; Dothidotthiaceae.